UGUCUCAAAGGCAUAAAUUUUCUUCACAAUAAUAAUAUAAUUCAUAGAGAUAUUAAAUGCCAAAACAUAUUAUUAAGCUCCGAUUUCAAUGUUAAAAUAAUUGAUUUUGGAAUUUCAAAAUAUACAGAAUAUAAAGCAUCAACAAUCACAGGAACACCAACACACAUGUCACCUGAAACAAGAAGAGGUGAAACAUGUUUUAGUUCGGAUAUUUGGAGUAUGGGUUGUACAGCUAUUGAAAUGGGCCGUGGUGAU
Molecule: messenger RNA, 255 nt
Organism: Dictyostelium purpureum
Lineage: Eukaryota; Evosea; Eumycetozoa; Dictyosteliales; Dictyosteliaceae
Exons: 1
Biological process (GO): protein phosphorylation
Molecular function (GO): protein kinase activity; ATP binding
Source: RefSeq, a predicted model, not a curated record